Molecule: messenger RNA, 4711 nt
Organism: Lepisosteus oculatus (spotted gar)
Lineage: Eukaryota; Metazoa; Chordata; Actinopteri; Semionotiformes; Lepisosteidae
Source: RefSeq, a predicted model, not a curated record
AGAAGACAAAACUGUUUCCGUCCAGUGUAUCGUUCAGUUGAGGAAAGAUUGUUUUUUAGGAAAGAAAAGAUACUUUUAUGAGGUUUUUUUUUUUCCGUCUAAAAGCGUCGCAGUUCACAUCCGCCGCAGCACGUCACCUCACUCAGUGUUCCCACGUGUUGGGGGCGGUGCUCAACUCUGACUUCCCGCAUCACUUUGCCGGGAAUGGUAGAACCACGUGUCUCCACGCCGGGCCGGGUUCUGCGUUAUAAUAGACUGUGAUCAGGGGCUGUAAGAUGGCGGCGUGGUGGGGAGCAGGCGAGGAGAUCUUAACCACCGGUAGCAUGGAAUUAUUCAAUGCCUUUGCACUGGACGAGAGCGAGGUGCUGGAGGGAGCUCUCUCCAGCGAGGAUCUCCAUGACUUGAGCCUGAGCAACCUGGACGUCGGGCUGGACACCGAAGAGGUUCUGGAGUCCUUCCCCGGCUGCUUAGACCCAUCCAUCCUGUCCAUCUUGGAGAGCUCCACGGCCUCUGGAGAGACUGAGAGCCGACUGACCGAAGAAAGCGAAGCCACCCUGCUCACGGCUCUCACGGAGAUCCUGGACAACGUGGACGAUGAGAACCUGUCGCCCUUCGACACGCUCUCGGAUUCGGAGCUCCUCGCCGGGCACAAGGAGCGGGAGCAGUCUCCGCUGAGGCGGUUCCUGAGCCUGGCGCGGUCACCCCCAGAGAGAGAGCCCUUCAGCCUGCGCGGGCACCGGACCCUCUCCUCCUCCUCUUCCUCGUCCAGCAGCAAGGUGGAGGCAGUGGGGCUGGACAGGCCGAGGGGGUCCGUGGGGAAGCCCCGAGAGGAGAGUUCGCGCACGGGGAAGCUGAGGAUGAUCCGCUUCGGAGGGGAGGCCCGGAGCGACGGAGAGGAGGAGGAGGAAGAGGGGGAGGCUAGCGGCUCUGCGCAGGGGUCAGAGAGCGAGAUGGACCCCGCCUCCCCGGAGAUGGUGGAAUUGGCAGUGUCCCUGCCUCUCGAACCCGGAACCGACAGCAUGGCCCUGUGUGAGCUAGUGAAGCACAUGCACCCCUACUGCCUGACGGUGUGUCUGGAGGGGAGUGAGCCGGAGCUGCCGGAAGGAGGGCUUGUGCUGGAGAUACUAGGGCCCGGAGAGCAGGAGGAGACCCCCGUGGCCUCCCCUGAGCCGAGCCCCCCCGCAGCGGUACACGCGGACGGACCGGCAGAAUCGCCGCAGCGCCGGCCGCCGCCAGGUGAGGGUAGCACCCAAGGGGAGGCGCUCCCUGCUGCUCCCAGCAGCCCUGCGGAGGCCGGCCUGCCUGCCGGGGAGGACGAGGGCAAGGCGAGCGAGGAUCGGCCCAGGCAGGAGGCCUCGGAGAAACGCCCGUCUCGCCGCAGAAAGAAACGGAAAGACAAGGAGGUGUCGGGAGGAGGGGGGAGGGCGCUGAGGAGCAGAGCGGGGAAGCAGGACAAGGAGGAGGGAGACUCUGUGAAUGGGGGAUCUGUUCCACCUGUCAACACGUCUCCCCCAAAGGCACCUAGAGAGGCUGAGGCGCCGGCCGAGGCUGCCGAGGGCAAAAUCCCCCAGGAACGUGCGAGCCAACCCCCACAAAAUGUACCAGAAGUGAGUCCAGAAGCUAAUGUGUCUUCACUUCCUGAAACGCCAAAGAAUGCCGAACGAAACCCCACCGAUCUGCUGGAGAAAAACCCAGCUAAGAAACCUGGGCUGCACGAGCCGAGCCCUGCUGCUGCCCCUGAAGUCAAGCCGGGUGUGCCAGCGUUGGGAUCCGACUCCCACUCCCCAGUGCCCCCGGUUUCCCACAGCCCUGAAGUGCAGGGGGGUGGCAAGACCGCCGCUGGCGGAGAAGGCCCGUCUGCCCCCCAGCCCAAGGAGCCCAAGCCCAGACUGCUGAGCCUGGAGGAGUACCGGCUGCUGCGGCAGAAGAAAAAGCCGCAACCGGUGGAGAAGCCCGAGGACCAGCGCCCCAAGUGGCCCACGCUGCCCGAGCUGCCCAGGGAGCUCCCGCCCAUCCCCUGCCUUCCCGAGCCCACCCCCCCCGGCCUGCGGAGGGCCUCUGUCGACCCGGCGCCCAGCGCCAUGCCAGCGUGGCAGCCCAUCGGCCCCGGGGCGCCGCCAACCCCUGAGGCCCUGCUGGUGCCGCCGGGGUCGGCGUCGGCCCCCAUCAAGCCCGCCCCCGCCUCGAAAGCCACAGCCAGGCCUGCCCCAGAAGGUGCUCCGAACUCUUCUUCUCUCCCGAAACCUGCUCCAGUGAUCACUACGCCCAGGCCGCCCUGCGCUCUGAAAGUAGCCGCGCCCGACCCCGGCGUUCAGCAGAGCGCUGCCCGCUCGGGGGGGCCGGGCCCCUGCAACAGGGCAGUACCACUACAGGGCUCCUGUCGGCCAGCCGUGACUCCCGGCCUGGGCCAGCAGCUGAAGCCCGCUCCUGCAGCCGGUCUCCCUGACAAAGGCUCCCGGCUGGGCCCCGCUGUGCGGGCCCUUCCCACCAGCCCUCCAGAGGCUCGUGAACCCCUGGCCCAGACCACUACAGAGACCCUUAAACCACAGUCUAAUAGCGUUUCUCCCAAGAGCAACUCGGGGGCAGCGGACCCCGUUGCCCGUGUGGGUGGGCCGACUAAGUGCCCUGCCCCUUCCCCUGCCCCCGCCUUCUCUCUGACCUCGGCUGCCCAGGGCGUGCCUCCGUCUCGCCCUGUGCCUGCUGCUGCUGCUGCUGUGAACCCCCGCCUUCCAGCCCGGGACAAACUUCCCAGAGCGGAGACCUGCGCCCCGCCAGUCUCGGCCGCAGCCCGGCCAGCCGCCUCCAGGAAGCCGAGUCCUGCCGAGGCCCUCAUCCAGGCCUUCACCAGUGAGAUCGGAAUCGAAGCGUCCGAUUUGACCAGCCUGCUGGAACAGUUUGAGGAGACUCAAGCUGCUGUGUGCUCGGAGCCUCAGCCUGAUGGGAAAUCGCUGGAGCGCGGGCUCUUCCUGGGUCUAGCCAGUUCCGCCGGCCUCACUCCUCCUGCCACCCCGCCUCACCACCCGUGGAAGCCCGUGACCCCAGCGGCGGUGGUCCCGGGCAAGCCCAAGCCUGCCGAAGUUCCCAGGCCGUGCAACUCCAAGACCAUCCAAAUCAUCGACCCUCGGCCGCUGCCCCGAGCCAAGACGCGCCCCAAAGCCCCCGCCGCCCCCGCCCCCGAGCCUGUUCCUGCGCCCACCUCCCAGAUCCCGGCCUUCACCGACCACGACUACUGCCUGCCUCAAACAGAGCCAGCAGGGAGCGAUCUGGGAACGCGGUGGAACGUGAAGCAGCUGCCCGUCAUCACCAUCAAGCCUAUAGAGCGCCCCUCUCCCCCGGCCCCCGUCUCCACCAAGCCUCCCGGGGUUCCUGUCGCCCCCUCACCUAAAAAGUUUAUCAGCCAGCCCCUGGACCAUAGGACUCAGCCUGCAAUGGGCAUUCUGUCCGGCUCGGUCAUGCUCUCCCCGGAGAGCUCCCCCUGCAGGUUGGAGGCCGACAUCGCACCCGCGGAGAAAUCCCCGAGCAGCAGGACCUUCCGCUACGACGAGAGUCCAGCCAGCCCCCCGGCAGAGGAGAGAGGCCGGGCUAGGAGGCGGUACCGUGUCCGGUCGCCGAGCUCCAGCUCCAGCAGCUCGGAUUCGGACUCCCAGUCUUCAUCCGAGUCCGGGUCUCGCUCCCCACCCAGGAAGAGGAGGCUUCCCCGCCGCUGCUACCGCCACUACUCCUACUCCAGCUCCCGCUCCGGAUCUUGGAGCCGCUCGCGCUCGCGCUCCCCCAGCUCACCCCCGCGGCACUGGAGGAGCAGCAGCAGCAGGAGGAGGAGCCACAGCCCGGGUUAUGGACAAUACAAUCGCUAUGAUUCAAGGGAUCGAAUCUGCCGCCAGGAACUGAAGAACCAGCUCAAGGAGAAAGCUAUUGAGGAGAGGCGGGUGGUGUACAUUGGGAAGAUUCGUGGAGGGAUGACGCGGAAGGAGCUGAAGGAACGCUUCUCCCUGUUCGGCGAGAUCGAGGAAUGCACCCUGCACUUCAGAGAGCACGGGGACAACUAUGGCUUCGUCACCUACACCCACACGCACGACGCAUUCACCGCCAUCGAGAAAGGGAACAAGCUGCGCAAUCCCGAUGAGCUGCCCUUUGACCUCUGCUUCGGGGGCCGGCGGCAGUUCUGCAAAACCAGCUAUGCUGAUCUGGAUUCGAACCGGGAGUUUGACCCCGGUCCUGCGAAGAGCAAGUUUGAUGCACUAGACUUCGACACUUUACUCAAGCAAGCCCAGAAGGGCCUGAGAAGGUAACCAAGGCCGGAGGCGGAGGCAGAAGAAUUACCUCAGAGCUGCUGCGGGCUCCCACCCAAGGCGCUGCCUUUUCACUUACGUCGCUUUUCUUUCAUGAUGUUCUGCAAGCUUACACCUUCUGUUGAAGAGAAAUUUGUAAGAAAAAGGAAAAGAGCAAAAAAAAUGGAAUAAGUUUAAAAAAAAAACCCACAUAAAACGUGCAAUUUUUUUUUAGGAACCGUAUUUAACAUAUUUGAUCAUUUGCAUUCCCAAAUGGUACAGUAUGUAAGUUGACUUGCCAACUGUUUUAAGGAAAUGUUAGCAAACACAACAAAAAGUCCGUAACAGAUGAAAGGAAGGCUGCCUUAUUUUUGAGGUAUGAGGUGUCGGAAGGGUGCAAAAAGUUUUGGGGGGGGGGAAUCUAAAUAAAAAAAAAUUAUGAA